Tripterygium wilfordii is the source of this 1165-nucleotide messenger RNA. Its product is annotated as chaperone protein DnaJ-like. NCBI's taxonomy places the organism in Eukaryota, Viridiplantae, Streptophyta, Magnoliopsida, Celastrales, Celastraceae. The record is from RefSeq and is a predicted model, not a curated record. Bases 479 to 976 code for a protein of 165 amino acids. The transcript is spliced from 4 exons.
CAAACAGCUUAAAUCAAAUUGGUUUUCUUGUGAUCAAUACAGACCAAACAAACUUAAUUGUAGUUGAAAUAUAACAUAUAACAAAUCACAAUUUUCAUCACCUUUUUUUUUUUCAUAUUUAAAUUGAACCUAAAAAAGCAAGUAGAGUGAGGACAUACCUUUCAUGAUCCAAAGGCUAAGCCCUAAUGAAUAAGCUAGUCUCUUCCAUUUCACCAGAAGUUCACAUUUGGGCGCCAAAAAGGGAAGAGAGAGGCUCAAGUCUCAAACUAAACAUGAAGCACUCUAUUGGGCCAAAAUUGGGCUUGACCCAGAAUCUUCGAAAGGAAGAUCAUAAGCUCCAGAGUCUACGAGGGCCCCUAUGAGGCCUUUUCUGGACCGACAUUGGGCUUCAGCUUGCCGGCCCAUGCAUACGCACAAUUCUGAUCACGAUCAUUAGAAGAAUUGGGGAGGGGUUUUCGGUGGUACGGCGAAAGCGAUAAUGCCGUUGAGCGGCGAAGGAAGCCUUUCUAUUAUAAGAGCCGUCGGACAGGAUGCUCCGAAUCGGAAUGGCAACGAUGUUCCUUCUCUCCGUCUCUCUGUCCCUAAGCCUUCUUGGAUUGUCCGAACCGAGUCAAAUGUUCGAAAAAUGGUGAGGAAGAAACCAGACCCACCUUGUGUUGUCUGCAAUGGCAGGGGAGCAGUUGAUUGUACAUAUUGUCGCGGAAGAGGAAGGACAAAUUGUGUGCAUCUAACCAUGCUUCCAAAUGGGGAAUGGCCAAAAUGGUGCAGGGAUUGUGGUGGCAGUGGACUGGGAUUGUGUUCCCGCUGCCUUGGAACGGGAGAGUAUAGGCAUAUCAUGGGCUUCAACUUCAUGAAGAUGGAUUCUGAUCAAAAUCACAAGGAGCCACCACAAGAUGGAGGUAACUCUAAUUCAGGACCUCACACUGCAGCUGAUCGACUACUGAAUGAAGAGUUAUGGAACGACCACAAAAAAUAGGACUUUGGUCUGGAAGUAAAAAGCAGCUAUUUUUAGCCAGAGAAGAUACUGUAAAGUUGCAUAAUUGCUCUGCCAUUGAAGACUGUAUUGUGUUGGUGUCAUCUGUGCUGUUGCCUGUUGGCUCUUGAACCAGAGCUGCAUUUAAAAUGAAUUUACAUCUUAAAUAAUAAAUACUCUUUUUCCGUGCGA